Molecule: messenger RNA, 668 nt
Organism: Nannospalax galili (Upper Galilee mountains blind mole rat)
Lineage: Eukaryota; Metazoa; Chordata; Mammalia; Rodentia; Spalacidae
Gene: Rpl28
Product: ribosomal protein L28
Exons: 5
Coding region: 55-612 (185 amino acids)
Biological process (GO): translation
Cellular component (GO): ribosome; cytosolic large ribosomal subunit
Molecular function (GO): structural constituent of ribosome
Source: RefSeq, a predicted model, not a curated record
AAGGAAGGGAGGAAGCGAGAGCGGCGACUUCUGCGGCCCUGGGAGGAAGCGGAAAUGCGUUUCGGUAUUAAAGGCAUCGUCCCGCCCCCAAUGAGCCUCUUUCCGUCUCCGGCCGCUGUAGCGAGAGGAGCCGCCAUGUCGGCGCAUCUGCAAUGGAUGGUCGUGCGGAACUGCUCGAGUUUCCUGAUCAAGAGGAACAAACAGACGUACAGCACCGAGCCCAAUAAUCUGAAGGCCCGAAACUCCUUCCGCUACAACGGACUGAUUCACCGUAAGACCGUGGGAGUGGAGCCCGCGGCCGACGGCAAAGGGGUAGUGGUGGUCAUGAAGCGAAGAUCUGGCCAGCGAAAGCCAGCUACGUCCUAUGUGAGGACCACCAUCAACAAGAAUGCCAGGGCCACCCUCAGCAGCAUCAGGCAUAUGAUCCGCAAGAACAAGUACCGGCCUGAUCUGCGCAUGGUGAGUGACAGGUGGGCAAGAAGAGGUCAACUGGUGCUGCUGCACUUGGAUGGAGUGGAUGGGUGCCAGCCAGGCUGCCAUCCGCCGGGCCAGUGCCAUCCUGCGAAGCCAGAAGCCCGUGGUGGUGAAGAGGAAGCGGACCCGCCCCACUAAGAGCUCCUGAGUCCCCUGCCCCAGAAGCAAUAAAGAAUCACUGACUUUGUCAAUCA